AUGGACGACGUUGCGAAUGAUUCCGGGCACCGUCUCGGAACGCGCGACGGCGGCGACGACGACGACGACGACGCGGAAGAGGACGGCGCGCGGUUGACGAGCGAACCUUCGACGUCGGGCGCGUCGCUGAGAUACGCCACCGCGCGCGACGUGCCGUUUCGAAAGCUGUGCGGCGCGUUCGAGGCGUUGCAGAACGAACGCGGUCGGUCCAAGGCGACGAGCGCGCGGCGGUAUCGAGUGCUCGAUACACUGCACGAUCGAUGUCUCGUGAGCGCGCGCGAUGGAACCCGCGUCGACGCGUUCGACGCGUAUCGGUUGAUACUGCCGGCGUUGGACAAGGAACGAGGGGCGUAUUUCUUGAAACACGACGCGUUGGCCAAGGUGGUGGUGUCGGCGUUCGACAUGUCUCGAGCGAGCGAGGACGCGAAAAAGUUGGAGGAUUGGAAACGAAAGGGUGGCGGUAACUUUCCGCAAGUUGUUCGAGACGUUUUGGCGGGUGGACAUCUCGCGGAUCGUGAGAAAGAUGAAGACGCGCGCACGUUGACCAUCGGAGACGUGAACGAGGCGUUGGACGCAUUGGCGGCGUGCGAUAACAAGGAUCAGCGCGCGUCGACGCUGCGGGCGCUGUUUUCAAAGAUGGAUGCGACGCAAGUGAAAUGGACGUGCGCAAUCAUAUUAAAGGAAACAAAAAUUUCAAUGGGAGAGAAGGCGAUAUUGCGUCAUUAUCACUCCGAAGCGAAUGACUUGUGGGAUUGGACUAGCGAUUUGCGAAGAGUUUGUGAAGACUUACCGCGGCGAGACUUCCGGAUGAAGCGCGAGGACAUCGAUGUGGGCGUAGGUUUAAUUAAUCCUCAGAUGGCGAGAAGGCAAAACAGCAUCGAUGCCGUGUACCGCGCGUUGAAAGGUACGCAGUUUGUCAUCGAAACCAAAUUCGACGGCGAGCGCAUUCAAAUUCACAAAGACGGCGACAUCAUCAACUACUGGACGAGAAACAUGAACGAUUUUGGCCCUCGUGGCUACGAUGUGAUGAAUGCUCUCUUUCGUCAUUUGCCAAAGCGAUGCAUUCUCGACGGCGAACUCAUGGUUUGGAACAAGCUUCGCGAUCAGUCGUACCCGUUCGGCGCGUUGAAGAAUCUCAUCAAGGCUGCAAAUAUGCGCAAGGCCAAGGAUGAAUUGUUUCCACUCAAGGCACACCUCGAAAACCGUGAUGGUGGUGAUAGCGACGGUGAGGAGGAUCUCAUGAGCUCCAAGUAUGCGUGGUACGCCGAGAACGUAAAGAAACUCACGUAUGGAGACUUGGAAUUGGUCUACGUUCCGUUUGAUAUAUUGUAUGCCGUCGAUCGAAGUGUGAAGACUCAUAAGCUGAGAGAGCGGCAUGAACUUUUGAAAGAGCAUGUGCGUGAAGUAUCAGUCAUGUGUGGGAAUAUUCGUGCUAGAAUUCUUCUCGCGACGCCCGAUUGCGCGUUCUCACGUGUAGGCUCAACGAAGGAGGAUAUCGAGCGCGCGCUGUUAGAAGCGAUGGAUAACGGAGAGGAGGGAUUGGUAAUCAAAGAUCUCGACGGUCCAUGGAUACCAGGUGAUCGUAGCAAUAACUGGAUGAAAAUCAAACCAGACUACUUAUCGAGUGAAGAUUUGGACGUCGUUCUCAUCGGCGGCUAUUACGGCGCCGGUGAGUUGCGCGGGGGCAAAAUUUCGCAGUUCCUCUGUGGCAUUGUGGAGGCAACGAACGAUCCGAUUAGCACCGCUUCAGAUGGAGUCAAAAUCAUGAGCUUUUGCAAGGUAGGUACUGGUAUCAGCGCCAUGCAGCUCGACGAUUUGAGAAGUCGGCUAGGCGACUUCAUGCACAGAGAAAAGCCUCAAGACAUGAACUACAACGUCACGGAUGCUUACAACGAAAAGCCGGACGUUUGGAUCUGGCCUCCUCAGCGAUCAUUGGUUGUGACGGUGAAAGGUGACAUUCGUGCGAUUCGCACGACAACUUUCGCAACUGGUUACAGCCUGCGUUUCCCCCGCGUCACCGGUAUUCGAUAUGACAAAAAAUGGUCCGACAUCUUGACACUCUGCGAUCUCUUAAAGACGAUUGAAGAGGAAGUACCGACAUUGAAAGUGAAUAUCGACGAUACACGAGGCGGUACGAAUGCCCGAAAGCGUUCGCGCACGACGGGACCCGCGACGCUACUACCUGCACAUCUCAUGCCGGUUGACGUUUCGGGCGUCGUGCAGGAAUCUGAAAUCUUCAAAAACAUGCAAGUGCACAUCGCGAACUGUGAAAGUCGAGAACAAAAGCAGGAGCUGUUCAAAGCUGUCAUCGCACGUAGUGGUACUACGAGUGAGUUGUGGCACAAGCAUGUGACGCACAGCGUUGCGUUGAACCGCGACGGCUCAAAGUUCAGGACGGCGAGUCGGGAAGGCGAUGUGUACACGAUUGCCUGGCUCCAAGAGUGCAUUCACGAAGGACGUGUGGUACCGCCGAAACCUCGACAUCGCUUACAUCUCUCAGCGACGACGUGGUAUGGUACGGAUGCCAUGGAUCGAUACGGAGAUGAUCAUUUCUCGGACUGCAAUUUGGCCGACGUACACGCGCUCGUGCAUCAAGUUGGCGAUCAAACUAAGCGUUGGAAAACUGCCGAAGUUCCAGCAUUGGUGGAGCUCGAUCGCGAGUAUCCAUCGGUGUGUGCUGAUGUGAAACUUUUGACGUUUAGGGGUUGUGUGUUCGAGAUUGACGAUUCUCUCGGCAAAGAUGCGCGUGUUGAUGAGCAGAGUAGUAUGUUUCCAAGUGUGCUGGCGGGCGAACGUCGAAACGUCGAACAGAUUCUUCGGAUUUAUGGUGGAAAGCUCGCACCUGAAGGCAGAAUGGGGACACAUAUUGUGCGCAUGUACGAUGACUCCGUUGUCUUUGAAGAUAUGGAUGAUGGAAGAAAGCAAGUUUCGCUCUCUUGGGUGAAACGUUGCAUCGACCGGUCGACAACGGCUGAUGUAGUCUAA
Messenger RNA from Ostreococcus lucimarinus CCE9901, 2985 nucleotides. RefSeq lists its product with no specific name. The coding region runs from base 1 to 2985 and encodes 994 amino acids. Gene Ontology annotation, biological process: double-strand break repair via nonhomologous end joining; nucleotide-excision repair, DNA gap filling; DNA recombination. The transcript has a single exon. Gene Ontology annotation, cellular component: DNA ligase IV complex. Gene Ontology annotation, molecular function: ATP binding; DNA binding; DNA ligase (ATP) activity. The record is from RefSeq and is a predicted model, not a curated record. Lineage: Eukaryota; Viridiplantae; Chlorophyta; Mamiellophyceae; Mamiellales; Bathycoccaceae.